CAAGUUUGGGUUCUACUGAUCUAGCUGAUUAUUAAGUGUUUUCCAAUGCAAGACGUUUCUGUGUUAAAUAACCACCUCCGCCCAGUGAGCUCGAGGCCCAGUCAUAAGCUCAUUCUUGUCCGUCACGGUGAAUCGCAGUGGAACGACUCAAACCUCUUUUGUGGGUGGUGUGACGUUCCUUUAUCACAUAGAGGGGAAAUCGAAGCAGAAAACGCCGGAAAGCUCAUCUUGGAGAAGACAUCUCUCCAUCCAGUGUCUAUCUACACAUCCUUUUUGGAUAGAUCCAUAGAAUCGGCUCAUAUCAUUGCCUCCACACUCUUCCCGGACUAUACCACCAACCCAGCCCGGUACGAGACGAAGUUUGUCAGCAGCUGGAAGUUGAACGAAAGACACUAUGGUGCUCUUCAGGGGUUGGAUAAAUCGCAGGUGUUGAAAGAGGUUGGACCUGAGAAGUACAUGUUCUGGCGUCGUUCAUAUGACGGUGUGCCUCCGUUGGCGGAAUCCUCUGGGAGCGCCGGGGCUAUUGAAGCUCGAGUAUCUGACCCGGAGAUUCUUAAGUACUCCACAAUUGCUACGGCGAAAUAUAAGGGGGUCGACCAAGAUGAGUUGCCCCGAGGGGAAUCGUUGGAAAUGGUCUUGCAAACAAGAGUGAGACCGUACUUUGAGGAGGUUAUCAGGCCAGAUUUAUUAGGUACAAAAGAUGCCGAGUGUAUUCUUGUGGUUGCUCACGGCUCUACAAUCAGGUCCUUGAUCAAAUACUUGUACAACGUAUCGAAUGAAAACAUCCAAAGAUUGAACAUCCCCACUGGAAGCCCCUUGUUGAUCGACGUUGAUGAAAACUGUGUUCCGGUGAACGAGUACACCUAUCUCGAUCCCUCAGGUGCCAAAGCAGGUGCAGAGAAGGUGAAAAACCAAGGAUUUCAUUAAUCCGAGUAGAACGGUUGAAGAGUCAAGACUUUUAGACAAACUAUAAUAGAAUACAGGGUAUAUAGCAUCUAACAUGGCGCUGAGUUGAGCGG
Molecule: messenger RNA, 1019 nt
Organism: Babjeviella inositovora NRRL Y-12698
Lineage: Eukaryota; Fungi; Ascomycota; Pichiomycetes; Serinales
Product: 2,3-bisphosphoglycerate-dependent phosphoglycerate mutase
Exons: 1
Coding region: 46-927 (293 amino acids)
Biological process (GO): glycolytic process
Molecular function (GO): intramolecular phosphotransferase activity
Source: RefSeq, a predicted model, not a curated record